AUGUACAUCGUCUGCGUUUGUGCCGUGUCGGCUGCCAUUUUAGCCAAGCGGCGCGAAAACUUCGUAUAAUAGUACUGUCGACGCCUUUCUGCUAGAGUUGCUAAUGUUUUCAUAGUCAACACUACGAGUCAAAAGUCAAAAAGCUUAACGAUUUUAAUUAAUUUUUUUUUUAUUUUAAUAUUUAUUAUGAUGUUAAUUUUAUUUUCUUAUUAUUUGAGUUGGGAAUAACUAUAUUAUGCCAAGCCUGGACCAUUCUCAAAAACUAAUGAAGGGUGAAUCGUAGCUUGAGUAAUGUCACAAAAACUGGAGUGCAAAGUUAAAAUGGAAAGUUGUGAUGAUGACAUUGAAGGGAAAGGAGCCCAAGAAUCAAGAGAUGAUGAUAGCUGCCAUGCUGACAGUGGACUGUUGAAUAUGUUAGCAGAAGUUGCUUCAGCUACUCUCCACAAUGAUUCUUUGGCUAGAAAGACUCGCAACCCAAGAGGAAGGCCUCGCAAACAGGUCACUGAAGGAAGACCUGAACCCGAACAAGAGACUACUGAUGCCAAUAAAUUAUCAUUGGCUCAACUUCAGCUCCUAACUGAGAAACAACUGGUGGAUCUCUUUUCUCUGAUGGAUUCAGAUGAAAUACGUAGAACAUUUUCCUACUCAUGCCACCUGCUUCAAAGAUGCCAGUACACAGCCAGCAGUUUUGGGAGUGAGAUGAAAGCUAGACAGGAAAUGCAAAAGCAUCUGUCGGAGCACGUGCGGGAUCUAAUGAGGAAGGCUCGCGAGUCGGCUGGCUUUCGCUUUACUGCCACCCCAGUAGCGUCAAAAACUAAAAAAAUCCCGGCAGUGGUCAAAGAAACAACACGGUUGUCGCCUGUCAGAAAACCUAAAGAGAAAACUAUGAAAAUCAAACUUCAAGCGCCAUCGAAGAAGACGGUCCCUCCACCACCGCAGACUGCAGCCAUGGCUAAAGCAACUAGAGGGCCACUGAAGAAAACAAGCCAGCCAUCACCUCAAGCCAAAUCACCACGCCAAAACAAAGCGAAUAAAGAAGAACCAUCCCCAACCAAGAAAGAAGUUCCAGGUAACAAAAGAAAGCGCCGUUCAGUAGGUGCUUUUGCAGAUGGCGAGGAAGAAAAUAUGAAUGCUUCUCUUAUGGCUGGUAUUGAUGUAGCUCCUGAAGAAGUCACCGUCAAAGAGAAGUGGCUAAAACUUUACCAUGACAAAUACCGAGCCGUAGAUGAAGCUCGUUUUCGUGCUAUUCAGGCUGAUUUAUCUCCGGACAGCGAUGUGGAACAAGAGUAUGGUGAAGUGGCAGAGGAGGUGGUCGUGACUUCAGAAGAGCCAACAGCGGGUUCUUCAAGUAACACGACAUCACUACCCGAUCACGACUACAAUAUUUACCGUGUCAACAAGAAAACUAAAGCGGUUGUAGUUAAUGUCAGUGAAGAAGCGUCAGGCCUUCAAGAUGAACAGAUGGAAGCUGUUGCGCAGUCAGUGGCUGCCGCCGCUCAAGAGAAGGAGAAACUGAAAAGGAAGCGCGGUGGACAAGCGCAGCAAUCUAGUGGUAUCCCUUUGCAUAGCUUUAUGCUUGAAGAAACCACAAAGCAAAGUAAAGUUGUGGUUAAGAAUAAGCCAACAGAGCCACUUCCUUGUGUAGGGAGUGAAGUAGUAGUAGGGUACAACCCCAAUGAAUUCUAUCUGAUGAAGUCUUCUGAGCUACCCGUCAUUGAAGAUUUGAGACAUCAGAAAACUGUAGUGGCUGAAGCCUCUACAGCUGGAGCGCAACCUCAGUUCACCUUCGUCUGUAUGAAUGAGGAUGGGGAAUUGAUUGAAGAAACGGUGGAAGAGCCCAGCAUUUUCUUGGAGGACGAUGAAGAGCAACUUCUGGAGCAGGUCGCCGCACAAGCUUCAGGCGUCCGUGGACAAGUUCGUGAAGUGCCAGAAAAGGAUAUGGUUGACAUUGCGCGCAAGCGGGCCAAAGUUAAGCCCAAAUUCGUAUCACAAUCUGCAGGCGAACGCGAAUUAGCCUUGCAAUACAUUGGAGAACUAAAGCAACAGCGCGGAAGCGGAGCUGAUUCACUUCACUGCAAAAUUUGCUCACCUGUUCGCACAUUUACCGCUCCCACUACUCUGCUAUCGCAUUACCGUAGUCACGCAGGGAUUAAGCCGUACGAAUGCCGAAGGUGUGGUGCCGUCUUCACUCGCCAACAUAGCCUCAACUAUCACAUGUUGAUUCAUGCCAACUUGUCUCGCUUCACUUGUCCCGAUUGUCAUCGCCAGUUUCGUCAUCCAUCGCACUACAAGGAACAUCGUCGGCGGCACACUGGUGAAGCUCCCUACGAGUGCUCUGACUGCAUGCAAAGAUUCCGUACGCGCAAUUCGUACAAACGUCAUUUGAUGACGCGUCAUGGUAAAUUGCUGACUUCCACCGGAGGACUCAUUAUACUACCCGAGGAGGAAUUCAAUAAAGUGCGCUGCAAGCCUCGUCCAGUGCGAUCGAGUCGCGCAGGAGACGCGCCAACUGCAAAUCCCAGCACUUCGGUUGCCUCAACUUCUAAAGAAACUAGCGGAGAAAUCGCAGUAAAAUCCAAACCUGAACCCAAAACAAAAGGAUCAAAAGUUAAGGCCGAUCCUGACGGAACUGGAAACUUUGAACAGCAGCGCCAGGAAGACUUGAUUAGGUUGUUGUACCAGCGCCUAACCAGUCCCAAUGAACACAGCAGUGCCGAGAGCAGUGGCGGUGAAAGUCGAAGUGGUAGCCCUGUUCCGGAUGACGGCUUGGUUGUCACAACUGAAGUUCACGAUGAACAAAUUCAGGUGAUGGAAGUGGAGCAUCACGUCGUGGUAGAAUCCCCGGAAGUAGCAGCUGCAGUUGUUGUUGAAAGUAUUCCGAACUCAGAGGAUCAGGUGGUUGAAGAACAGUGUGAAGUUGUAGCGGAAGAGACAUGGGGCUCCUUUGUCCAUUUGACGGUUGACGGCCAGAAUAACGUAAUUUUUCUCGAUGAGAGCCAAGUUGGAGCCGAAACCGAAGCAGGAGACGGAACUACCACUGUUGUUAUCGAGCAACCUCCGCCGCCGCCGCCGCAACAAGUUAAGAUCGUCAGUCGCCAACGUACUUCCACCGCCGCCAAGCCUAGAGCAACUAAGCGCGCUGCAGCCGUACCAACUGUUAAUACUGGAAGUGUAUCUCCACUCGCCACUUCUUCAACUGGGGAAGUUGAUUUGCUCUCGUUUGUUCAUAACGCCGGUGUUAUGGUUCAGCACAUUCUAGACAUUCAAUCGGAUAGUUCGACUUCGUAAUAAAAAGAAUUGCGAACCAAUCGGACUCCAACCGACAUUCUUUUCUUGUACAUAAUUUCGGUUUUCUUCAGUUUACACUCUCACUUUUUGUGUUCCAGUGGUAACGUCUCCACGGAAAGAACAGUUUUGCAACGAUCAUCAUCCGUAUCUAGAAAUUUUUUCGUACCUAGAUAUUUUUGUUUUGUAAUAGCUUUCUUUCUUCAGUAAUCAGUUAGAAUAUUUCUUUUUCUGUUCAGUUUUGUCACAGGCAAUACACAAAUAUAUUUCACCUA
Molecule: messenger RNA, 3560 nt
Organism: Daphnia pulex (common water flea)
Lineage: Eukaryota; Metazoa; Arthropoda; Branchiopoda; Diplostraca; Daphniidae
Product: zinc finger E-box-binding homeobox protein zag-1-like
Exons: 8
Coding region: 292-3288 (998 amino acids)
Biological process (GO): negative regulation of transcription by RNA polymerase II; regulation of immune system process; regulation of cytokine production
Molecular function (GO): RNA polymerase II cis-regulatory region sequence-specific DNA binding; DNA-binding transcription factor activity
Source: RefSeq, a predicted model, not a curated record